Molecule: messenger RNA, 2021 nt
Organism: Eriocheir sinensis (Chinese mitten crab)
Lineage: Eukaryota; Metazoa; Arthropoda; Malacostraca; Decapoda; Varunidae
Exons: 9
Coding region: 681-1859 (392 amino acids)
Source: RefSeq, a predicted model, not a curated record
AUUAGGACAAGCAUAGCACAUAGAAUAGGUGUUUGUGUGUGUAUGCGUGUGUGUGAAUGUUGUCAAGCGUGGAUAACAUUUACGUGUUGGUGUGUGUGUGGAACAAUGUGUAGAAGUGGACAACAAGAGGACAUGGACGGACAGUCAGAGAUAAGCGAGUAACAGGAAGAGUUAACAAUGAAGAUACACAAGACGCGGACAACAGGGCACGCGACGAGAAACACGAACAAUUGGAUGGCGCUCAAAACACUCGCUACCACCAACAAUUGGUGACCCCGGAGUGACAAGGACAAGGGUAGACGAAAACAUUUCACAUGAAUACACUUAUUAAGUCUAUGCUUGCAGCGUCACGCUGUCACUGCUCCUUAGUGUGUGGCAGCUAGAGAUUACUAUUAUCUUAUGUCCUUGGUCUUUUGUCCUUUCUCUCAUCAUGUUCUGCUGUGUCAUGGUGAGGCCCCAACCCUGGCACUGUUUGACACCUCUUGCUUUAAAAGGUUGGCAUCCUGAUACUGUUGGUCAUGGCCGCACAUUUCGUUUUGUCGUCCACAACCCCCGCAGCGCCUCAUCUCAUCGGGAAAAUUUCUCUGUCUUGUUAAUCACAUGUAGCAGACAAGUGAAAGUGCCUUGAGGAGGUGCGGGCGUGACCUUCUGUUCUGUUGUGGACUUUUCUCCCUGACACCAUGUUAAGCCAAGGCAACAUAAGUUCUGCAGGGAAUUGUGAGCGGCGCAACGCCAUCCCUGUCAUCUACACCAGCGGAACAUACUACGAAGUGGGCUUUGAUGUGGGACGCACCUUCCGGGGCCUCAUCCAGGAUUAUCUGGCGUCGUCCGUGUGGCUCCGGGAAACACUUCUUCCAGCUUAUGAGACAGAGGCUGGGCGGGCCGCCUAUGACGAAACCCUUCCAGUCUUGAAGGAGAACUUUCCACAGUACCUCAGGGAGCUGCAGGGCACGGCAGAUGGGGCUCAAGUUCCCUUCCUCCACCUGGUCCUGCUGCACAUGGACAGGAUCAUGACCAUGGCGGGCCAGGUGGAGCAGCAGCCGUGCAGCAGUGACCUCAACGGCUGUUCCGACCUCAGCAUCAACAGGGAAGACCAGGUGUUGCUGGGCCACACAGAAGACACAUUCGAAGAGAUGAUGAACUACCUGUACCUCGUGUCCGCCACCAUCAGCGAGGAGGCGCCGGAGGGGAGGUUGGGCACGCGGACAGAGAGCUUCACGGCACUCUGCUACUCCGGACACCUGCCGGGAGUCUGCCUCGGCUACAACCGCCACGGCCUGGUCUCCGCCAUCAAUGAUAUCGUCCCUCUGAAGGUCUUCCCCGCCAGGACCCCGCCUCAUUUCCUUUGCCGGGCGCUGCUGAGCGCCACGUCCGUGGAGGCGGCGCACGACAUCCUGAGGGACCGCGGGACUGGAGGAGCCGACGGCUUUGGCGUCAACAUGAUCUUCAUGAGGCCGGAUGGUGGUCACGUCUUCCAGAACGUGGAGGUGGGGACGGCUGGGGAUGAGAACCCGCUGUCCAUUGUGACGCUGAGUGUCGGCGAACACUACUUCCACGCCAACAGGUACCUUCACCUGACAGGCAUCCCGGAGAAGAGUGGUCCUCCCGAGGCCAGCAGCGAGCACCGAGAGGUCCGCGCAAGCCAGUUCCCGGCCCCCAAAAACCUGGCGGAUCUGCUGGAGGUGCUAUCAGACACCAAAGACCCUGUGUUCCCCAUCUUCAAGGAGAAACCCCAACUGACCCCCAGCUCGACCCUGGCCCUUGGUGUGUUUGAUUUGGUCAAGAAGACGUUGGCUGUAUGGAUGAAGAACCCUCGGAAGGCUGGGCCCGUCAUGGAGAUUCCCCUACACUUCAACUGAACCACCUGAGCUCAGCCAUUCCUCUAAUAUAGACAGAAAAACACAGCUGACGACAAUUUGACAAACAACAAAACAUUAAUUUCCACAAGAAUGCACUACGUGACAGGGUUUGACUCAAAGCUGAAAAGUCUAUUUCAGAGACACUGGCUUUUCAUUUAUGGA